Molecule: messenger RNA, 936 nt
Organism: Auanema sp. JU1783
Lineage: Eukaryota; Metazoa; Nematoda; Chromadorea; Rhabditida; Rhabditidae
Source: the annotation of a GenBank genome assembly
AUGAUAGAGCUUGUCGGAUUAGGUAAUAUAACUAAUGAACCUUACCCAGCAAGCAUCUACUAUGGGCAAGAAGUCCCAUUUGCAAUAUUUGUAUUUUUAUUUUCAUUAGCAUCAUUAGUGUUAUACGUCAUUGUCAUGCUGGCAUUACAUCAAGACUCGGAUUAUAAGAACCUAAUGGCUUACCAAAUAAUGUUUCACAUUGGAAUAGCUGAUUGUUUACAAUUAUUAAUCCAUUUCUCCACCGGUUUCUAUAUUCUGGAUGGACACGAGCGAUAUCGUAUCUGGGAACGCAUUAUCGGAGCUGUGAUGAACGGCAGUUGGUGCACAAUGUUGGUGUUGUCCAUUCUGCUUACUGUGAAUCGUCUUGUUAGUAUUGUCUUUCAUUUUGAAUCAAAAGUUGUUUUUUCCAAAUUCAUGCUCAAGAUAUAUCUGGGAAUUUGCUGGAUGUUCUGUAUUAUAAUCAUAAGUCUCAACUUGACUCCUUGGUGUCGCUUCUACUAUGUAGUGCCAACCUACACAUUUCAUUAUGAAGCUGGACGUUUGCUCUCAUCUACAAUUCGCCGUCUAAGUGCUAAUAUAUCAUUAGCAGAAGUUUGUAUUGGCAUAUUCUGCUAUGCUUGCAUUUUUCUGUACAUUUACUUUAAAGCGGCUAUCCUGAGCAAGAGAGAAGUGUAUUUGACGAUACAGGUUCUUCUUCUUUCUGUUUUCCACAUACUUGGCUUCUUCAUCUGGGAAUAUUGGUUUCUACCAGAUCAUCCUGUAGCAACGUUCUUCGGACACUUUGUUUGGAUGGCAUGGAAUUCCAUAUCUGCUAUACUACAUGUAGCAGUAAGUCCGCGCAUUCGUAAGAACGUUUAUCAGGUUCUGGGUAUGGAGAAAGGGUGUACUGAUUUAUCGCAGAACUCCAAACGAAUUAUGUCCGUGGUUACGACCUAA